AUGUUACUUCUACUAUUAAUUCUUAUUAUUCAAUAUAUAUCAGCUGAAACUGAUUUAAAAUCCAAUGAAACACGUUUAGAAAUUGAAAAAUUAAAUGCACUUAAAUAUGAACAUCAUAGUAAAAUAUUUGGUCUUCAAGCAGAAUUUAGUUUUAAAAUAUUGAAUAUAACUUAUGCUCUAUAUGAAUUAAAUAUUGAUUCAUAUUAUUUUUCAAUAACUUUUAUUGAUGAAGAACAUCAUGAAGAACGAACUGAAAUUGAAGAUUUACCAAAUAAUGAAACAAAUUAUCAUGGUCAAUUAAAUUUAAAAAAUUUAGAUGCCGAAGGAAAUUAUUUAAUAUGUGUAUUUUUUCUUACAAAUAAUCAAACAAAUUUAAUUGGUUCAAGUCGUUUUUGUCAUGUUGUUUCAAUUUCAGACAGUUGUCAAUUAGAACAAUUAGAAAUAUCAUUUACUAAUCAACCGGUUUAUAUUUUACUUAUAUUAGUUGUUGUUCUAUUAGUAAUUGUUGUUAUAGUUACAUAUGUACGUCGUUGUAUUUAUCGACCACGUAAUUUUGAAGAAAGACUUAAAACAUUACCAGAACAUCAUGCAAAUGAUUUAACGCAACUUGCUGGUCUUAGCAGACGAAGAAACCGUGAAUUAACAACAUCUCAUGAUCGUCUACGUGGAGAAUCAAUUUCUACUAUUGGUUCUGUUCCUUAUGAUGAUCAUGAACUUGUUAAUUAUAAUGGUUAUGAUAAUAGAUCAUUAACUACUCUAACUGAAUAA
Messenger RNA from Rotaria sordida, 768 nucleotides. The record is from the annotation of a GenBank genome assembly. Lineage: Eukaryota; Metazoa; Rotifera; Eurotatoria; Philodinida; Philodinidae.